UGACCACUUUGAACAUGGUUUCUUUGUAUUGUAUUCGUAGGUAGAUAAUGAAAUGAGAAGACAAGAGCUGGAUUGGUGUGACUCUGAAUACUGAAUAAGAAGUCGACAAGUGGGCAUGUCUUUUUUUGUUGUUUCAGACUUUCCACUAAUUUUCUCUGUGUUUCUUUUCAGGGUGUUUCAAUUCAAUGUUCAUGAUCAUACCCUCUUUAGUCUUAGCCCAUUCCUUAAGCAAUCGAAAGUGAGCUCUUCUUCUUUCCUUCAAAGAUGUCUUAUUUGAAGCACUUUUCAUUUGGGGAAUAGGUUUUCACUGCUACCUGCCUUGCCACUGCUUCCUUAACGCCCAAGCAGUCUCCCGUGGAGCUAGUUUUUUAUUUUUAUUUUUUAUUUUUUUUCCUACUGUUUUAUUGGUUUGUUUGGAAAAUAACAGAGGAACUAAGAGAUCAGUGUGUGAGCAAUCUGGGGGGAGAUGCCGAUCGAACAUUAUCAGCAACCAAUUCCUCUGUUAUUAUCCUCACAUACAGUACAAUGGAGUCCGUACUUUUCAUCAUGAAAAUUCUAGUAAUGAGAGAGUGAAGGCUAGAAUAGGAGGUCAACGAGAGGGACUUAACUUCACAUUGAGCAUUAGGAAAUUCCUAAUCAGUGAUGGCACCAAAUAAAAAAAUUGUAGUUGCAGAUGCAUGCCGUGCAAUGGAGCAGUAUGGCAUUCCCAAAAUUAAAACAAAGGCAGUUAUGAGGGAACUUUUAAAAUUGUAUGGCACUAGUUGGGAGCUCAUUGUUCAAGAGGGGUAUAAAGUCCUAAUUGAUGCUCUAUUUGACAAGCAAGAAGAGGAAGAGAGAGGGAAAUAUAACAAGACAAUUGCUUAUGUGGGGGAGAACUCAAAGGCUGCAAAAUCUAAGGACAAAGAAGUUCCACAUGACAAACCUGAAGUUGAACUUCCAUCAAAAAGAUUGCGCACAAGAAGCCAGAUUAAACAGGCCUUGUCACAAGAGGAGUUCGCCAAAUCUAAUUUGGCAAAAAUUGGGUCAGAGCAGAAAGAUCAGAAUGUUGCUGAUUUUGAUUCGGAUACUGAACUUGAAGAUCCUGCACCUUUAGUGAGGACAAAGUGCUCAAGAAACCAAGAUGAACUGGCUUUGGUGCCAAUGGAUAACCCAGUUUCUCUAGUUGUGGGUGAGGAUGAGCUGUCUUGGACUUAUUGCAUGGCUGAAGCAACUCAGCCACCUGUUUCGGAUGAACAGAGUCACUCAGAGCCUGAAGUCCACCUUUCAACAGACAGAUACCGGAUUAAACAGGAUUUUUUACAAGAGGGGUACUCCAAAUCUUGUUUGCCAAUAACUGCAUCAAAGUCAGAACAUCAUAAUGUUGUUCAUUUGCAUUCAGAUUCAGAUUCUAAAGUUGAAGACCCCGAACCUCUAUUAAGGAGAAAACGCUCAAGACACCAAAAUGAGCGGGCUUUGGUAUCUGUGGAUAACCCAGUUCUUGUAGAUUUGGGCAAGGGUGAACUGUCUCAGAAUUGUUGUAGUGAGGAAGUAGCUGAGGUGACUCAGCCACAUGUUUCAGAUAAGAAAAGUCCCUCAACAUCUGAUUCACAUUUAGCACAGCAAUACUUAAGAAAGGAAGGCAUGACACAAAGUUCACCUGUGGAAAAAACUGAGCUAUCUCAAACUUAUCCUAGGUCUGCAUCACCUCAAUGUGAAGAAAAGAAUUCAAAGAUACUUGAAGCUGAUUGUAGAGACAAUACAUGCAAUUCUGAUGGAGGAAAUGAUCUUACUCCUGCUACUGAUGUGCUUGAUCUGUAUCAUAACAACUCUUUAGAUAUGCUAGGAGGUGAGCGAUUUGUUGAUAACCAGCUGAAGAAUGAGGUUCCCCUUGCUGUGAUCAUUUCAGAUGGUUCUGUGGGUGAAGUUUCCCAAGUUGAAGCAGAUGACUUGAAAUUCCUCAAAACAAAAUCCUUAGACGUGGAAGAUAGAGAUGGCUUGAAAAUCCUGGAAUCAGCAGAGUUAUUGGACAAGGAUAAAGUUGGUAGCGAUCCAGAUUGUUCAAAGUUUAAUAUUGCUUCAUCUCCAAAUGGAGAGGUCAAAAUUGCUUUUCUUUGCAACUCUUCCCAACAGUCUGCAUUCCAUGUUACAAGCGAUGCAGUUUUACAAGUGGCAGAAAAGAGAUUUAUUGAAGCAUAUAGGAUUGGUGAACCCAGCUUCUCUCUGAAAAAGCUGAUGAUAGAAUUGUGCGAAUGCUUUUUGGCAAUGGGCAAUGAUUCCACUCAUGAUGAGCUUUCAGUGUCCAAGAAUUUGCGGCCCUUUCAAAAAUCUGGCGCAGAUGACAUCCUUCUCAGAAAAGAUAACUUUCAAGGAAAUCAUUGCAUUCUUUCGUGUAUUCCAAGUGAGCCAUUUAAAUUUCAAAAUCUUAUUAAGGUUUUACCAGAAAUUCCUAAACCUAUGACCUCUAGUGGAUUAGAAGGUCUUCACUGUGUAAGUCAUUCUAUGGUUAAGGAUAUUGAGAACGUUUGUCAUAGAAAUGAAAAGAGAUUAAAGUUGCUCAUAGACCUUGACUCUAUACAAUUAUGCAACGUUGAGGCAGUUCAGGACUACCACAUUUAUGUUGAUGACAUUGCUAGAGGUGAAGAAAGAGUAAAAGUUACACUGGAGAAUGAAAGAAAUGCUGAUAAUGUGCCAUCCUUUUUGUACAUUUCACGGAAUAUGGUUUAUGAUAAAGCUUGCGUAAAUUUUGCACUUGAUUCGAUAUCUAAUGAAGAUUGUUGCAUAUGUUGUUCUGGGGAUUGUCUAACAUCACCUAUUCCAUGUGCAUGUGCUCGAAAAACGGGGGGUGGGUUUGCGUAUACUCCAGGAGGAUUACUGAAGGAGAAGUUUCUGGAAGAAUGUAUAUCUGUGAAUCAGGAACUAAAAGGGCAUGAUUGCUAUGGGAAUAAAUGCAAGGCGGAAUCUUCUAGAAACAUAAAAAGAUCAGUUGCAAGCAAGGGUCAUCCGAGGAGAAAAUUUAUUAAAGAGUGCUGGUCUAAAUGUGAGUGCAGUAAGAAUUGUGGAAACCGUGUUGUUCAGCGAGGCAUGACUGUGAAUCUGCAGGUCUAUUGGACACCUGAGGGGAAAGGUUGGGGUCUUCGGACUCUAGAGCACUUGCCAAGAGGAGCUUUUGUGUGUGAGUAUGUUGGGGAAAUUGUAACCGAUGUAGAAUUACAACAGCGAUAUAUGCAAAGUGUGGGUAUUGAGAAGCCUGUGUAUCAUGUUCUACUUGAUGCCGGCUAUGGCUCAGAGGGUGUGCGGAAGGAUGAAGAGUCCCUUUGCUUGGAUGCUACAUAUUAUGGAAAUGUUGCAAGAUUCAUUAAUCACAGAUGUUCUGAUGCUUCAUUGAUUGAGAUCCCGGUUGAAGUGGAGACCCCAGAUCGUAGCUACUAUCAUGUUGCUCUUUUCACAACAAGAAAGGUGAAUGCUAGGGAAGAACUGACAUGGGACUAUGGCAUUGAUUUUGAACACCACAAUCGUUCCAUGAGAGCUUUCCGAUGCUUCUGUGGAAGCUCAUAUUGUCGUAACCCCAAUUGAUCAAGAAGGUUGAUAAAACCAUUAUAGUUCUAGCUUAGCUUAUAACUCUAAUACAAGAUAGGAUUUUAAUAUGAUAAAACUACAACUAUAUUCUGCAGAUCAAUGUGUAGAACCACGCAAAGACACUAUCUAGUAUGUAAAUAUCAGAGAGUUUCUGUUUUGAUUUCUGCAGAUUUAGUGUUUUUGGUGUAUUUCGUGAAAAUUGCUUUACUUAAUAGUUCAGAUGCCUUUGAAAGAUGUGUUUUAUUGCUUGA
Molecule: messenger RNA, 3806 nt
Organism: Ziziphus jujuba (common jujube)
Lineage: Eukaryota; Viridiplantae; Streptophyta; Magnoliopsida; Rosales; Rhamnaceae
Product: probable inactive histone-lysine N-methyltransferase SUVR2
Exons: 12
Coding region: 643-3552 (969 amino acids)
Cellular component (GO): nucleus
Molecular function (GO): protein binding; zinc ion binding; histone methyltransferase activity
Source: RefSeq, a predicted model, not a curated record